Molecule: messenger RNA, 2458 nt
Organism: Suricata suricatta (meerkat)
Lineage: Eukaryota; Metazoa; Chordata; Mammalia; Carnivora; Herpestidae
Gene: CHP1
Product: calcineurin like EF-hand protein 1
Exons: 6
Molecular function (GO): calcium ion binding
Source: RefSeq, a predicted model, not a curated record
AGACUCAUUUUGUCUUCUUUAGUUUCCCACAGUCAGAUCACCCGCCUCUACAGCCGAUUCACCAGCCUGGACAAAGGAGAGAACGGGACUCUCAGCCGGGAAGAUUUCCAGAGGAUUCCAGAACUUGCCAUCAACCCAUUGGGGGACCGGAUCAUCAAUGCCUUCUUUCCGGAGGGAGAGGACCAGGUAAACUUCCGUGGAUUCAUGAGAACUUUGGCUCAUUUUCGACCCAUUGAGGAUAAUGAAAAGAGCAAAGAUGUGAAUGGACCAGAACCACUCAAUAGCCGAAGCAACAAACUGCACUUUGCUUUUCGACUAUAUGAUUUGGAUAAAGAUGACAAGAUUUCCCGUGACGAGCUAUUACAGGUGCUACGUAUGAUGGUCGGAGUAAAUAUCUCGGAUGAGCAGCUGGGCAGCAUUGCAGACAGGACCAUCCAGGAGGCUGAUCAGGAUGGGGACAGCGCCAUCUCUUUCACAGAAUUUGUUAAGGUUUUGGAGAAGGUGGACGUAGAACAGAAAAUGAGCAUCCGAUUUCUUCACUAAAGGACUGAGACCAAACUGUUCCUUCAUUUUGAGUAUUUAAGAACUGGAACUUGAGAGUCCUCCUAUCCACCAGCCCCACCUCCACCCAUCAUCCCCCCUUCUCCCAAAGUACUACUGCUGUUGCAUGAGAACCCCAAAUACGGUCUGUCAACACAAACCUGCCUUUGGUGUAUAAACAGGGCAUUACAGAAUGGUACACCUAUCUUGUUUCUGUUCAGUAUCAUUUGCCAGUUAUCUCCAUUUCUAAAUACCAUCUCCCGUGGUUUGCUGCUGAAUGCCACGUGUCCGUCCAGUCUGAGAAGGUGAGAGAGGGAAUCCUGCCAAGAACCAACCAGCAAAGCUCUUUCUCUGGAUAUAGAUGAAACCUUCCCUCCAGCCAGGCUUUGGCAUGCUCCUUCAUCCUUUUUUAUAUGUCCCUCACUUCCUACUUCUCUCUCACCCAACAGACCAUUCACUUUGUCUUUUAGUCUCCCUGCUUUUUUUUAAAGCUUCAGUCCGUCUGUUCUACUUGGCACCCCACGCUAUGCCUAUUAAAUGUGUUUCUCACUCGGCAGGAUAGUGCGGUGGUCUGGCAGUUUUUGUCUACCUUUACUCUUAAAUAGGUCUUUGGGAUGUUGCCUCUGCAGGAGCUUUUCCAUGACCAACAUUUCUCUCAGAAGAAUGACCAUCUCUUGGUCCCUUGCACUCUGCUCUGUCAUCAAAGGGCUGUUGGUUGAGGAUGUUCUUGAAAGGUAGUGGCCUUGGUGAGAGGUGUAGAGCCAAGUGUGCUAGGUGGCUUGCCCAGGUCGCUCUACCUCUGGCCUCUGAUUAUCAACAUAUACACCUAUGUGGCAACUCGUGUUAGUCCAGUGUUGACUCUUCAGAAGAUUGCCAUAUGCCUGCAGGUUUGCUUAGUUUUGGGACAUCAUCACCACCAGAAUGGCUACCCUGCCAAUAUGCUUGGGGCCUUUCUCAUGGCUUUUUGAACAAGGCAGCCUGGGUACCCUAAAAGCCUGGUGUAUCCCCACUUCGGCAAUAUGGUUUAUACCUCAGUGUUAUGUGGCCUGGAAUGUUUUUCACUUUACAUUUCCAAAUAGGAAGAGUAGUGUUAAUGGAAGUGCCUAAUUCAUCCUAAUCUAAGAGAUUUAAAGGUUAUCUUCAGUGUCUUGACGUUUUGUAUAAAAUUCUCUCUGAAUUUUACCCAUGGCUAAUAUUAAUGCUGGAAGCCAUAGUCUGCUCCUAAAAGAGGUCCAAAGUAUUGAAUGUAUUAUUAUCAUUAGCUGCCUGGUUAUGCUGACUUCCUAGCUCCACCUGUAAACCACUACUAAUCUCUUAGAAACAAGGAGUCUGGCACCAGUGGCACAACCUGAAGUGGCAUUACAGGCCUUUUCAUGAUCAGAGCAACUUCUUUGCCUGCCGAACUUAGUAUCAACCUCUCUGAAUCAGGCUGUUGUUAUCCUAACACCCGUCUUUAGGAGUCUCUAUGUCUAUAUAUCUGCCCUUGGCCGAUUUUUUUCUCACUCAUUGCUUGCUUGCUUGGCUUGUUUCCUUGCUUCGGAAGGCUAUCCAAGAAGGGAGUUACUUAAAAACAAAAAUCCUGCAAACGGAUUGGGAAGGGUGGGAAACAGGAGUGGCCAGGCUGGAUGACUCAAGUAUAAAUGACUGAGAAAUUCUUAAUGGAGUAUCAGUCUAAUUUUGUGAUUAAAUGAUGUAAUAUAGGAAAUGUAUAAAUGGGAAGAGUUUUCUGACACUGAUCUGUUAGAGAGGUACUUCAGAGGCUCCUUGACUUGACUCACAUAUUUAAAGUUCCUAAGUUUGUGGCUUUUUCCUCCUUUUGGCUGUAUAGCAAACUGUUUUAAUCUACGGUUGUGCCUUACUGUUCCAUUAAAGUUGUAUUCUUCAGUGCAUCAAUAAAUACUUGUUGGUUAAAACAAAA